This is a messenger RNA of Doryrhamphus excisus (bluestripe pipefish), 2144 nucleotides long. It is a transcript of the gene nadk2, whose product is annotated as NAD kinase 2, mitochondrial. Gene Ontology annotation, molecular function: NAD+ kinase activity. NCBI's taxonomy places the organism in Eukaryota, Metazoa, Chordata, Actinopteri, Syngnathiformes, Syngnathidae. The record is from RefSeq and is a predicted model, not a curated record. Gene Ontology annotation, biological process: NADP+ biosynthetic process; NAD+ metabolic process. Gene Ontology annotation, cellular component: mitochondrion.
CCUGCCAAGUUGGAAUUUACGGGAAAGGCAUGCUCGCUUCCAGACGUCGUUCGUACUCCAGCAGUUUAUGAAUAUUCAGCUCUCUAAAAUAUGGUUGGUAGCAUGGGCAGGGCGCAGACUUAAUUCAUAUCGUGGUAAGAUUGAAUCCAGUUGCUACAUGUUGGCGAGUUUUGAGCAAUCUGCGAGCUGCUUUGUUGCUAGUAACUAGCCUGUACACUUAUCAUAACUCCUAACAUUGAUUGUCCAGUACCUAGUUAGCUAGUUAAAUGGCGACUAAUCACUGUUGAUUUACAUGUUAACAAAUCACGGCUGGGAAACAACUAAAAGUAACCGGAACAAGUAAGUUAGCUGGUGGACUUGGUGACCUUCCAGACUCCUUUGAAUGGAUACGCAAUAGUACUGAACCCGAGCGUCAUUCCACACAUUUAUGUCGACUUUUAUUUUUGAUUUAAUAUUAAAUUGCAAUAUGCCUCGACGUUCUGUGGCACACUUGGUGUGUCUUGGAAAUCAGGUGGCACACGGAAGUUUAGUUCACACCAAAUCUCGUAACUUCUCAUCCAAACCAAAAUAUGGAUUCAAACCCGGGAAAGUAGCAGUGGUUACCAAGACGACCCGGUAUGAGUUCGAACAACAACGUUAUCGCUAUGCAGGUCUCUCUGAGGAGGAUUUGAAACAGCUGCUCGCUAUGAAGGGUUCCAGCUACAGUGGCCUGCUGGAAAGACAUAACAUUCACACGAACAACGUGGAGCAUAUUGUGAAAAGCCUGCAGAAAGAAGGAAUUGACGUGCAAGUGGUGAAGAGGGGUGAAUAUGAUGCAGAAGUAGUACAAUGGGCAGAUGCCAUCAUCUCUGCUGGAGGUGAUGGGACAAUGCUACUUGUCGCCAGUAAGGUUUUAAGCAAGGACAAACCAAUUGUCGGCGUAAACACAGACCCUGAAAGGUCAGAAGGUCAUCUGUGCUUACCUGUUAAGUACACUCGCAAAUUCCCUGAGGCGCUUGGGAAGCUCUCCUGUGGUGAGUUCAGAUGGCAGUGGAGGCAGAGGAUUCGACUGCACCUUGAGGGCACUGGCAUAAAUCCAACUCCAGUAGACCUGCAUGAGCAGCAGCUGAGCCUGGAGCAGCACAGCCAAGCCCAUCGCAUCACCACCAUGGACAACAAACAGAAGAUGGGAAUACUGAAUGAGAGCUUCUCUAAGGCCAGUCUUCUUCCCAUCAGGAGCCUGAACGAAAUCUUCAUUGGAGAGUCUUUGUCCUCAAGGGCGUCCUACUAUGAGAUCUCGGUGGACGAUGGCCCAUGGGAAAAGCAGAAGAGUUCAGGGCUUAGCAUUUGCACAGGAACAGGAUCCAAAGCCUGGUCUUAUAAUAUCAACAAACUUGCUGAACAAGCAGUGAAUGAGAUCCUAAAAAUAGGAAAGUAUGAGACUGGCCUUGAUAUUCCACUGAACCCCCAGUUCAUUGAGAAAGUUACUGACAAGUACAACGAAUCACUGGUGUUCAGUCCCGAAGACAGACGUUUGUUCUUCAGCGUUCGAGAGCCGAUCGUCAACCGAGUGUUCUCCAGCAGCCGGCAGAGAGGCUUCGCUAGCAAGUCAGUGGCCAUUCCUCCAUCUUACAAACGUGAAAGAGUCGAAAGAGUGUGUGUUCGCUCUCGGUGCUGGGACGCAUGCAUGGUGGUGGAUGGCGGGACGUCGUUUGAGUUCAACGACGGUGCCAUCGCAACAAUCAGCAUGAGCGAGGAGGAUCAGCUCCGCACCGUACUUCUGGAUAACUGAGACGCCGGCUUCUACUACGACACCUAACCACUACUGCAGCACCUGCUCAGACCAAGGGUUAAGGGAAGUACUGGUACCUUUUAUUUAUUACACCCCCACCUCCCUCCCUUUCUAUAUGAAACUGGAAAAGUUUUGUCCAGAUAUUUUUGGUAGAAAGUUUGAAUUUUUGUAGCUAAAAACUCAGAGAGGAGCAAAUAAAGUGUGCAAAGUAGAAGAAACCAAAGGACAGGGGUGUCCAAUACCUUAGUAUUACCUUAGGGCGGGGGGCACUAAGGUAAUAUGGUUGUUUUGGAAAAUUAGAUUGCGGAAAAAAUUACGUUGUGAGAAUCAAGUCAUCAUCACAAAAUGAAAUUAUACAAGAAGGAAGUUGAAG